AUGAAGAGCCUACGCCUAGAUCGAUGGGCAUCCCAAUUGCAGCCACCUAGGAACCCGCGGUUAUACCUCUUCGCCCAGAGAUGUCCCUUUUCCACAGCACAUGAGACGAGACCGAGGCGGAACAUACCUCAACAGCAUCAGCAAGCACAGUCAUUGCAGCCUCAGAAACGGAAUAUCGAUGGCAGGCGACAUGCAUCGAACGCUGCGGCAGUGGAGCAGAACGAUGCAUUGGCAUAUGGGGAGGAGGGUGUUGAACAGCAAAACAUACCGCCGAACUUCCCACGCCACCGGGAAGCAGUAAAGUCGGCGAAGCUAUCGGCAUUGCAUGCAAGACUGCAGCUGCCUUCCAAGCUACCUUUACAGACAUUGGCGAGGUGUUUGAUAGACCCUUCAGUGGACGCACGACCCGGCUACAACAAUGCUCCUUUGGCACUACUCGGCCAGGAGCUGCUGAGUUAUUACACUUCCGAGCACAUAAUAUGCCACUAUCCUCGCCUGCCGAUGCCCGUUCUGUUCGCCGCACAGUACGCCUACGUCGGACCACCAACAUUGGCUGCGUUACGAGGGGAGUGGGGUGUGGAAGUGGUGGCGGCGCCGGGGCCUGAAGUCGAUCCUGGACUUCUGCAGCUGAAGAGAACGCCGGCUGGUAACGCCCUAGAUGAGAGCGGGACGAUGAGGCUCAAGGAUAUGCCGGGUAACAAAAGGAUAAGAUUUGGGUUGCGGAACGAUGAGCCACACUACAGGCGCGGGAUGAGCAGCAGAAUCAUACACGAUGACGAGUUUGGCGAUCUUCGCGAUGAGCUGUCUUCCGCUGAUGAGCGAGCUCCAUUCCCCGGCGCACCCAGUGCCGAAGCUGGGGAAGGAGCUGCGGCGGAAGUGCGAACACAGCAACAAGACCUGACUCCACGGGAAACACAGCCAGAAACGGUUCAAAACGCCAGUGCAAGAUUUAUACGGGCACUCACAGGCGCGCUAUAUCUCCACGCGGGCACUGAAGCCGCGAAGUCAUUCCACAAGGCCCACAUCCUGAGCCGGCACCUGAAGCUGCACGAGCUCUUCAACUUUACACACCCCACACGAGAUCUGUCGAGGCUAUGCGCACGAGAGGGCUUUGAGCCGCCUGUUGCCAGACUCAUCAGUGAGACUGGACGACUUUCGCGGACACCAGUCUUCGUAAUUGGAGUAUUUAGCGGCAACGACAAGCUAGGCGAAGGCACGGGUGCUUCACUGAAUGAGGGCCGCAUAAGAGCCGCUGCAGCAGCAUUAAGAGCAUGGUAUCUGUACAGCCCACCGGACACGGAAAUAGUGGUGCCUUCGGAUGUAGAGGGCGGCCAUCUCAUGAAGCGCUGGAAACCACAGAUGGUGGACAUGGGCGAGAUUUUGACGUGA
Fulvia fulva is the source of this 1389-nucleotide messenger RNA. RefSeq names its product 54S ribosomal protein L3, mitochondrial. Lineage: Eukaryota; Fungi; Ascomycota; Dothideomycetes; Mycosphaerellales; Mycosphaerellaceae. Gene Ontology annotation, biological process: regulation of gene expression; rRNA processing; primary miRNA processing. The record is from RefSeq and is a predicted model, not a curated record. The transcript has a single exon. Gene Ontology annotation, molecular function: double-stranded RNA binding; ribonuclease III activity. Gene Ontology annotation, cellular component: nucleus. Bases 1 to 1389 code for a protein of 462 amino acids.